Panthera uncia (snow leopard) is the source of this 2664-nucleotide messenger RNA. It is a transcript of the gene DRD2, whose product is annotated as dopamine receptor D2. The transcript is spliced from 7 exons. Gene Ontology annotation, cellular component: glutamatergic synapse; presynaptic membrane. Gene Ontology annotation, molecular function: dopamine neurotransmitter receptor activity, coupled via Gi/Go; G protein-coupled receptor activity. Gene Ontology annotation, biological process: adenylate cyclase-activating adrenergic receptor signaling pathway; adenylate cyclase-inhibiting dopamine receptor signaling pathway. Lineage: Eukaryota; Metazoa; Chordata; Mammalia; Carnivora; Felidae. The coding region runs from base 207 to 1538 and encodes 443 amino acids. The record is from RefSeq and is a predicted model, not a curated record.
GUGGCAGCAGGCCCAGCGUUUUAAGAAAAUUGUUAAAAUACAGAACUGAAAAUCCCGAGGCUGGAGAAUUCUACUAACUGCCAGUGGUUGGCUGUAGCUUCGGAGCUUUCCGUGGGAGGCAGCACGCUCUGGGAGGUCCUCCUGCUCACCCGCCGUGUCCGUUUUUCCUGGCCAGAGCCUGGCCACCCAGUGGCCCCGUUGCCCCGAUGGAUCCACUGAACCUGUCCUGGUACGAUGAUGAUCUGGAGAGCCAGAACUGGAGCCGGCCCUUCAACGGGUCCGAAGGAAGGACCGGAAAGCCUCACUACAACUACUACGCCACGCUUCUCACCUUGCUCAUCUUCGUCAUCGUCUUCGGCAACGUGCUGGUCUGCAUGGCCGUGUCCCGCGAGAAGGCGCUGCAGACCACCACCAACUACCUGAUCGUCAGCCUCGCCGUGGCCGACCUCCUGGUGGCCACGCUCGUCAUGCCCUGGGUUGUCUACCUGGAGGUGGUGGGCGAGUGGAAAUUCAGCAGGAUUCACUGUGACAUCUUUGUCACUCUGGACGUCAUGAUGUGCACAGCAAGCAUCCUGAACCUAUGUGCCAUCAGCAUCGACAGGUACACAGCCGUGGCCAUGCCCAUGCUCUACAACACCCGCUACAGCUCCAAGCGCCGAGUCACUGUCAUGAUCGCCAUCGUCUGGGUCCUGUCCUUUACCAUCUCCUGCCCACUGCUCUUUGGACUCAACAACACAGACCAGAACGAGUGCAUAAUCGCCAACCCCGCGUUCGUGGUGUACUCCUCCAUCGUCUCCUUCUACGUGCCCUUCAUCGUCACCCUGCUGGUCUACAUCAAGAUCUACAUCGUCCUCCGCAGGCGCCGCAAACGGGUCAACACGAAGCGCAGCAGCCGGGCUUUUAGGGCCAACCUGAAGGCCCCGCUCAAGGGCACCUGCACUCACCCCGAGGAUAUGAAACUCUGCACCGUUAUCAUCAAGUCCAAUGGGAGUUUCCCAGUGAACAGGAGGAGAGUGGAGGCUGCCCGCCGAGCCCAGGAACUAGAGAUGGAGAUGCUGUCCAGCACCAGCCCCCCCGAGAGGACCCGGUACAGCCCCAUACCGCCCAGCCACCACCAGCUGACCCUCCCCGACCCAUCCCACCACGGCCUCCACAGCACGGCCGACAGCCCCGCCAAACCAGAGAAGAAUGGGCAUGCCAAAGACCACCCCAAGAUUGCCAAGAUCUUUGAGAUCCAGUCCAUGCCCAAUGGCAAAACCCGGACCUCUCUCAAGACCAUGAGCCGCAGGAAGCUCUCCCAGCAGAAGGAGAAGAAAGCCACCCAGAUGCUCGCCAUUGUUCUCGGCGUGUUCAUCAUCUGCUGGCUGCCCUUCUUCAUCACCCACAUCCUGAAUAUACACUGUGAUUGCAACAUCCCGCCCGUCCUGUACAGCGCCUUCACGUGGCUGGGCUAUGUCAACAGUGCCGUGAACCCCAUCAUCUACACGACCUUCAACAUUGAGUUCCGCAAGGCCUUCAUGAAGAUCCUGCAUUGCUGACCCGCUUCCCGCCUCCCUGCACAGGCCAGCCGGGUCUCCGUUCCUGGGAGCCGUGGAUGGGGGUGGUGCAGGGCGGACUCGGCCUUCUCUUUGUCCCCGGCAGGCUCUAGCUUGACUCCACGCCCCUCAGAGCUCGCACACCCUCACUCCGCCAGGGUAGUGCUGGGGAGCCAGGCACGGUGCCAGCCGAAGGGCUGGACCCCUGGCUCAGGGGCGGCUCACAGAGCCCCCCUCCCACCUCUAGGCCAUCUCCCCUUGGCACCAAAGACACAGCCGCCUUCUCUGACCUUUCUCUGGGCUUCUGGGGUCACCAGGAACAGGGGCAGGGCUCAGAGGCCGUGCUUUCUGUGGGGUUUGGCCUGGUCUUCGUAGGCCUGUGCUGAAGCGGGCAGUGUGGAGGGAUGGACGGUUCCCACCCCACAAGGCCCAUGCCUGGGAAGCCAGAGCUCUUGCCAAGGCCCCAGGAAACUCAGUCCUGGGGGACCCAUGUAAAUACCAGACCACAGGGUGAGCAUCAGAGAAGCCCAAGCCAAAAAUCUUCAUUCACUCCCUUUCCUGCCCAACGGGAGCCUCUGUUUCCACAGCAGUGGCUCCCACCCCACCCCACUGUGCCUCCACAACCCAUGUGAUUUCCACACCUGCUGAGGGCAGGAACCCUGGGCUUGAAAGGCCCCAGGAAGGUCUGCGGGGAGCGGAACGUCCCCCAAGCCCACGCUGCUGCCUCCUAACUGACUCGGUGCGUCCCUUCUCUAGCAACUGUUGGGCCAACCUGUGAGAGGGCAGGGAAGGUGGGCUUGUGGCCGCAUCCGGGGUCCGGGGUGGAUGUUGGUUCUCUGGGGGACUUCCUCCUGCCACACUCUGCUGCAAAACCACUCUCUUUUGCCUUUUGCCUCUCCUCUCUCCUGCCCCCUUCCCCUUCCACUUUCUCCGCCUUAGAGGAGCCCAUGGUGAGGGGGCUGCUGAAUACCACUUAGCCUGGGCUGGCCCUGCCCUGAGGGAGGAGGGAGGUUGCAGUUUGUGGGCGGGGCCCUGGGUCCCAGACUCUGUAACAUCACUACACAUGCUCCAAACUAAUAAAACUUUGACAAGAGUCAUAUGCAAGGCCCCUUGGGUGGAAGGGAACCGG